Molecule: messenger RNA, 1345 nt
Organism: Setaria italica (foxtail millet)
Lineage: Eukaryota; Viridiplantae; Streptophyta; Magnoliopsida; Poales; Poaceae
Product: monooxygenase 1
Exons: 5
Coding region: 6-1241 (411 amino acids)
Molecular function (GO): FAD binding
Source: RefSeq, a predicted model, not a curated record
UCGUCAUGGCGGAGGCGGAGUCUCACGGCAUCGUCAUCGUCGGCGGCGGCAUCUGCGGCCUCGCCACCGCUCUUGGUCUCCACCGGAAAGGGAUUGCGAGCCUUGUGCUGGAGAAGUCUGAAGUCUUGCGGGCAGAGGGCGCGGGCAUCGGUGUCCAGGCCAACGGGUGGCGAGCUCUGGAGCAGCUUGGCGUUGCCGCAGAGCUCAGGAAGACUGCCGGUCUCAUCACUGCGUAUCAUGACGUGUGGCUGCAGGGGGGUAAGAGUACCCGGGACCGGUAUCCAGUCAGGACGGAGCUCCGGUGCUUGAACAGAAAGGAUCUGAUCGAGGCACUGGCCAAGGACCUACCUGCCGGGGCGAUCCGAUUCGGCUGCCGCAUCGCUGCCGUCCACGCGGAUCCCGGCGGCCACGGCGCCGUUCUUACGAUGGCGGACGGCGCUACCAUGAAGGCCAAGGUCCUGAUCGGGUGCGACGGCGGCACGAACUCGGUGGUGGCCAAGUAUCUCGGGCUGCCGCCGGUGAGGACGAUCCCUCGCCCGGUGCUCCGGGGGUUCACGAGCUACCCGCACGGGCAUCCGUUCGAGAACGAGUUCCUGCGCCUGAGGGUCGGAGAUUUCUUCAUCGGGCGGCUGCCGAUCACCGACAACCUCGUCCAUUUCUUCGUCACCAUGGCCAAACCUGCGGCAGAUGAAGGGCUCACCGGCGGGGACUUGAGGGGCGUGAGGGACCUCGUGCUGCGGGACCUGGAGGAGCUCCAGUGCCCCACGGAGAUCACCGAGGUGGUCCGGCGGUCGGACCCGGAGUCGCUCAACCUGGUGACCAACUUCUGGUACCGGCCGCCGUGGGAGGUGGCGCUCCGGGGAUUCCGGAGGGGCGUUGUGACGGUGGCCGGCGACGCCAUGCACGCCAUGGGCCCGUUCAUCGGCCAGGGCGGCUCCGCGGGGCUGGAGGACGCCGUCGUGCUCGCCCGGUCGCUGGCGCGGGCCGUGGGCGCCGCCGCCGCCGCUGGUGAUGACAGCAAGCCCCCGCGGGAGGAGGAUGCGGUGGUCGGCGAGGCGCUCGGGGCGUACGUCAGGGAGAGGCGGCUGCGGCUGACGCUGCUGUCGCUGGAGUCCUUCAUCAUGGGGGUGCUGCUGGUGCGCUCGCCGUCACCGGCCGUGAAGCUCGCCUGCGUGGCCGUGCUGGUCCUCCUGGGCAGCAAGUCGCUCAGGCAUGCCAACUUUGACUGCGGUCGCCUCUAGACUACUCAAGCUGCCGCUCUCAUGUGAAUGAUCUGGAUUUGUAUUUGCUUCCGAAAGAUAGUGGAUUUCAAUAAAUCUCAGCUUUUGGGUUUCCUCUCUAUAAA